AUGGGACAGGAGUCUACCGUGGAAUCAAAGCCAGAUGCCACCUCGUGUGGCCAGAAGUGCAUGGAGCGCCUCAACAACAUGUUUUCUCACCGCGCCCUUCUGCUAAUGAUGGUCACAAUUGCUCUUUUCCUCGAUAACAUGCUGCUGACAACUGUUGUACCCAUAAUUCCGAGUUUUCUGAUGACAGCGAAGGCUCAUCAGCUGGUAAACUCAAUCAUCAACUCAACGUCUUACAACUGUACAUCAAAGGAGCUCCUUGUGAAUACUCUCAUGGAUGCGGUGAUGCACUUCACGCCUGUCUCAUGGGCGAGCAGAGCCCACGUCGCCUUUUCCACGAGCGACUUUUUGGACACCUCAACUGCCUCCGCAUCGGAAGUCAAACGUGCUAAAGGUCUGCUUACGCGCCUACACAAGCUCGCUUUGGACUGUGAUUUGAAUUUGACAAUGAUCGCAGAGCAGGUGCGCCAGUCGCACAUGGAGAGAGAAAACUUCCGAAUUGGGAUGCUGUUCGCGUCAAAAUCGAUCGUUCAGCUGGUCGUCAAUCCGUUUGUCGGGCCACUCACAAAUAGAAUCGGAUACUCCAUUCCCAUGUUCACCGGGUUCCUGGUCAUGUUUACGUCUACAGUUGUUUUCGCAUUUGGCAAGACCUACAACGUCCUCCUCGUGGCGAGAGCGAUGCAGGGCGCCGGUUCAGCGUGUUCCAGUGUCUCAGGUAUGGGGACAAUCGCCACGUACUUUACAGACCCCAAGGAAAGAACAAAGGCCUUCGGAACGGCCCUCAGCGGACUCGCAUUCGGUGUUUUGGGUGAGAUUUGUUUCAGUGAAAUUGCCAUUCCGUGUGGCCUCUUUCUUGCUGUCUCAAGAAAGCUUGGUCCAACUUUCGGUGGAAUCUUCUACCAAUUCGUCGACAAGAAGGCACCUUUCCUGCUGCUUGCCUCGCUCUGUUUACUUGAUGGACUCCUCCAGCUCGCAAUUUUGAAACCAGCAGUUCGUCCAGAGCAACAACGUGGGGCCCCAAUUUUGAAUCUGCUCAAGGACCCAUACAUUCUCGUAGCUGCAGGUGCUCUUACCUUCGGAAACAUUGGCAUUGCCAUUCUCGAGCCUGCCUUACCAAUGUGGAUGAAAGAACACAUGAACGCGGAUAAUUGGGCUCAGGGGAUCGCGUUUCUUCCUGCAAGUGUCUCCUACCUCCUGGGAACGAAUGUUUUUGGCCGCGUGGCACACCGCAUCGGCCACUGGCUGAGUGCACUAUUAGGGAUGAUUCUUUGCAGUGUUUGUCUUCUUUGUAUUCCUUUUUGUAAGCAACUGGGACAUUUGAUAGUUCCAAAUUUCGGACUCGGCUUAUCAAUGGGCAUGGUUGACGCUUCAAUGAUGCCUCAAAUGGGAAUUCUUGUAGACCUUCGACACGUCGCCAUCUAUGGAAGCGUGUAUGCCAUUGCCGAUGUCGCCUUCUGUCUCGGCUUCGCCAUUGGUCCUGCGGUUGGUGGCUCGGUGGCGCAGUCAGUCGGUUUCAGCUGGACAAUUUGGGGCAUUGCGAUUGCCUCCGCCCUGUACAGUCCCCUUCUGCUCUUCCUACGGAAUCCGCCCAGUCGCGGUGAAACACAGCCCUUGAGAGGGGGAUCGGAGGUGGCGCCGGGAGACGCCGCAGCCGCAAAGACCACCCUGGGCGAAACGCUGGGCUACGACCCCACCGAGGGCGGACAGAAGGUCUACGGCUACGGCGAGGAGUGA
Messenger RNA from Mesocestoides corti, 1731 nucleotides. The record is from the annotation of a GenBank genome assembly. NCBI's taxonomy places the organism in Eukaryota, Metazoa, Platyhelminthes, Cestoda, Cyclophyllidea, Mesocestoididae.